UAUAGCCAUACUAUAACCAAUAAGCAUAGUAUAUAUUCAAUUCACGUUACAAAUAGUAGGGUUAGUGUGAGUAUUCUAACACAGUUCUACUGUCUGGUUUAAUUUAAAAGAACGGAAGGAGAAUCUUUCAACCAGGAAGUGAAUUCAACCAAUAGGAUAUUUUUUUAAAAAAAUUUUGCAAAGCGUCCUAAGCAUGACGUCAUCCCGGUAAACGGUGAACAACCGGUUUGGAUUGUAGAGUAAUCUAGAAAUCUGUGCUGAUUUUCCAUUUAACUGAAUUGUUUUAAUAUACCCAUCGAAAACGUGCAAACAUCAUGGUUUUCGAUGUAAGGAGGUUGGAUAUCUACAGGAAAGUACCCAAAGACCUGACCCAGCCCACGUACACAGGAGCUGUGGUGUCCAUUAUCUGCUGUGUUUUCAUGUUGUUCCUGUUCCUCUCUGAGCUGAAAGGAUUCAUAGCCACUGAAAUUGUUAACGAGCUGUAUGUGGAUGACCCUGAUAAGAACAGUGGUGGGAAGAUUGAUGUGAGUUUGAACAUCAGUUUGCCAAACUUACACUGUGAUUUGGUGGGUCUUGAUAUCCAGGACGAGAUGGGUCGCCAUGAGGUGGGGCACAUAGACAACUCCAUGAAGGUUCCUCUCAACCACGGAUAUGGCUGUCGCUUCGAGGGAGAGUUCACUAUUAACAAAGUACCAGGUAACUUCCACGUGUCGACCCACAGCGCCACGGCCCAGCCCCAGAGCCCUGACAUGACACACCUCAUACACAAGCUGGCCUUCGGGGAGAAACUACAGGUGCAGAAUGUCCAAGGAGCCUUUAAUGCGUUGGGAGGAGCUGACAGGCUGAGCUCCAACCCUCUGGCAUCUCAUGACUACAUCCUAAAGAUUGUCCCAACAGUCUAUGAAGACCUGAGUGGGAAACAGAGGUUCUCCUACCAGUAUACUGUAGCCAACAAGGAGUACGUAGCCUAUAGCCACACAGGAAGGAUUAUCCCAGCUAUCUGGUACCGCUAUGACCUCAGUCCAAUCACAGUCAAGUACACAGAGAAGAGACAACCCCUCUACCGGUUCAUAACUACGAUCUGUGCUAUCAUCGGUGGGACGUUCACGGUAGCAGGCAUCAUAGACUCCUGUAUAUUCACAGCCUCCGAGGCCUGGAAGAAGAUCCAGAUAGGAAAGAUGUCCUGAGGACAUAUCACUACGCUGUCCUGAGGACGCAUCACUACGUAUCACUACGCCCCCAUAAAAACCUAUUUAUAACAUCAGAAGGGCGUAUUUCAAUAGUCUACAGACUUCCUCUCCUUCACCUGCUAGAUAAUAAUAAUAAUAAUAAUAAUAAUACUAUUUAGCUGAAGGUAGUUUCCAGAGCGACUUAGUCAUGUUACACAUUUUUCUUCAUGGGUGACCCCAGCGGGAAUCGAACCCACCAUCCUGUCCUUACAAAGUGCCAUGCUCUACCAACUGAGCCCUACAUUCCUUCAUCUGUCAGAGCAGAUGAAGGAAAGGAGACGAGGCGAGGAAGCGACUCUAGACCAUUGAGAUGCGCCCAGAGACUGGCAGUAUAUUUCCCCAGACAACAGGAUGGAUGGUUAACUGAUUGGUUUUCAUAUGAACCUGUGCAAUCACUUGGGCAUGUCCAAAUGGCACCGUUUUACCCUUUUAUAGUGCACUUCUUUUGGAGCCUCUUCAAAUAGUGCACUUAUUUUGGAGCCUCUUUAAAUAGUGCACUUCUUUUGGCGCCUCAUAAAUAGUGCACUUUUAGCGCCUCAUAAAUAGUGCACUUCUUUUGGCGCCUCAUAAAUAGUGCACUUCUUUUGGAGCCUCUUAAAUAGUGCACUUCUUUUGGAGCCUCUUAAAUAGUGCACUUCUUUUGGCGCCUCAUAAAUAGUGCACUAUGAAUUAAAUAGGGUGGUAAAAUGUAGUAAUUUGUCAUACUUUCAAAUGAUUUUUUUUUUUACAAAAUAUUUUGUACUUUGUGACAUGAAGUGAGUAUGAAGUGAGUAUGAACUGUCUCUUCCAGGUGUAAAAAACCACAUUGUAACAUAACAUACUGUAUUUAUGAUUGUAUUGUGGAAUGAAUCAUACUGUCACAUCAAGCCAUUGGAAAUAUAAUGAAUCAAUUGUGCCUUAGGUUUUUUUUUCAAAGCCCAUGUCAUACAGUAUGUCUCUCAAAUCAAGUGUUUUCAGCUUUCUGGAUCCUUUGGUUUCUCAUUUCAAUGUUGACUGAACCAGGGUUUUCUUAUUGUCAUUUCAUAAUGCUGAAUCUAUUACGCUAUUGACUGAAUAAUGGAUCAACUCUAGAACUAGUCUUGGUUCUAGAACUAGUCUUGGUUCUAGAACUAGUCUUGGUUUGUAGAACUAGUCUUGGUUCUAGAACUAGUCUUGGUUUGUAGAACUAGUCUUGGUUCUAGAACUAGUCUUGGUUUGUACUAGUCUUGGUUCUAGAACUAGUCUUGGUUUGUAGAACUAGUCUUGGUUCUAGAACUAGUCUUGGUUUGUAGAACUAGUCUUGGUUCUAGAACUAGUCUUGGUUUGUAGAACUAGUCUUGGUUCUAGAACUAGUCUUGGUUCUAGAACUAGUCUUGGUUUGUAGAACUAGUCUUGGUUUGUAGAACUAGUCUUGGUUCUAGAACUAGUCUUGGUUUGUAGAACUAGUCUUGGUUUGUAGAACUAGUCUUGGUUUGUAGAACUAGUCUUGGUUCUAGAACUACAACGUGGUCAGUGUUUACUGCCCCCUCUCCCUUUUUAUAGAAUGUUUCCCAAUUCCAUUGUAACUGACCGUACAAUCUGUUCAAUGUCCUUGUGUCAAAUCCAUUGAGGAUGAAGUUAUUUUUGGUUUUAUCUACUUUCUGAAAAUGUUCAAAGGAUUUGGACGUCUUUAUUAUUUUUUUGCCAAAAAGAGAGAAAUAAUAGAAUUGUCUUUGUUUCUUCUCAUGUUUUACUGUAUGUAAACGUGUGUAUUCUUUUGAUAACAAUCGGUAUUAUCCGUUUUGACGUUGUUACAGGGUUUCUGUGGGAAUGGAGGGAACUGUUCAGUUAUAAGGGCUAUAUCCCAAAUGUCACCCUAUUGCCAAUGUAGUGCAUGACUUUUAGACCAGGGCCCAUAGGGCUAUCAUCAAAAGUAGUGCACUACACAGGGAAUAGGGUGCCGCCAAGAUGUUCUUUAUCAAUGGUCUCAUCACUACCAUGACAACUAAGAUGAAGGCCAUUGAUAAAUAGAAGUCUUUGUUAGAACUGGUAUUACUGGACUAGGUCAGACAUUUUCCUGUCAUGAAAGAAGCAGAUGAUGUGUGAUCAAUGCAACAACCAGUAAAGUUACUUUAGCAACCA
Molecule: messenger RNA, 3329 nt
Organism: Salmo salar (Atlantic salmon)
Lineage: Eukaryota; Metazoa; Chordata; Actinopteri; Salmoniformes; Salmonidae
Source: RefSeq, a predicted model, not a curated record